This is a messenger RNA of Sardina pilchardus (European sardine), 3146 nucleotides long. It is a transcript of the gene wscd1a, whose product is annotated as sialate:O-sulfotransferase 1. Bases 680 to 2416 code for a protein of 578 amino acids. The record is from RefSeq and is a predicted model, not a curated record. Gene Ontology annotation, molecular function: sulfotransferase activity. NCBI's taxonomy places the organism in Eukaryota, Metazoa, Chordata, Actinopteri, Clupeiformes, Clupeidae. The transcript is spliced from 9 exons.
GGACUGCUAAAUGAAAGGGGGCACAGUGCGGAUUUAGAAGUACGGAUUACGGCUGUUCUAAUGGCUUCACUGCUAUGCGAAAUAAGAAAAUGAAAGAGGAUUUAUGGCAUACAUCAAGAGCCUGAGAGAGAUCGGCGAGAGAGAAAAGAGAUAGCGCGCUAGCUUGGCAGGGAUGCAAUAAGAGCACAGUGGAAACAGACGAAUAGAUACGACCAUAUAGCCUAGGCUACUGUUUAGUCUACAUCCUCAAUACUUGUCACCUCUUCUUCUUUACACUGGCAUGGAACGUUCCUGUGAAGGUUCACUCUGGGCUCCCUCCGUCUGGAACCCCAGGACACAGGCACUGGAGACCGGCCACACAACACAGUGAUGCUGACCAGCUGCCCGGCCUUGGAUCCCUUCACUGGUCGAGACGCCUGAGGACAGGCCCUGCCGGACGCCGCAGAGUGGUGGACUGUCCAUCUCUCAAGCUGUAAUCACAGUGGACAAGGCAUCUGAAACACAAUGGUCCUGCUGUUGGUUUCAUUUUAGCGAGACUGGUUUGGGAAAGCACUGCUGAAAGACCGCCAGUAGGUGAUGCAGCAAGUCCUAUCCUCCAUCUUCCCAUUGGUCCUCUUGGUUGUUAGGGAGACGUUGAGCUCCGGUUGUUAGGGACGCUGAGCGGCGAGUGGGCGUGGUCAUGGCGAAGCCGUUCUACCGGCUGCAGCGCUUCCUGCGGCGGACGCAGCUGCUCCUCCUCUUCCUGGGCGUGGCCUACAUCAUGGCGGGCAGCGUGCUGCUGCUGCAGCGGGCGGCUCUGGUGGUCUCCCAGCGGGGGCUGUCCCUCACCUCCAGCUUCCUGCCCCUGCCCUCUCUGCCAGCCCCGCCGCGGGUGCUGAGUGGCACGCCAGUGGUGCGAGCGGGCCCAGUGGGCGCCAGGCUGCCAGGGAGUCCAGGGCGCUAUCAUGCUAGCCAGUCGGACGACCGCGCUGGCCCACAGUGGCUGCUGUCCAGGAACCAGGAGAUCCGACAGCUGCGGCGCCGGUGGUUCCACAGCCUCAUGUCGGAACAGGACAUGACCAGAGCAGACCCGGUCACAGCCAGGAGGAAGGUUCCACACAAAGGUACAUACAUUGGCUGCUUCCUGGAUGAUGCCAAGGACCGGGCCUUGAAAGGGACCGUUUUUUAUGACUUCCGCAGAAUGACCAGCAGCUUGUGCCAGGACACCUGCUCAGAGAGUGGAUACCAGUUUGCGGGACUGGAGUAUGGCUCGGAGUGUUACUGUGGCAACCGCAUCGCCGGCCCACGCAUGAGGGAGGAGGAGUGCAACCUGGACUGCAAGGGCGAGAAGGGCUCCAUCUGCGGGGGCGUGGCCCGUCUGUCCAUCUACAAGGUGGAGGAACUACUUCCGGGUCAGAGGAGAUACAGGAACGUGCGCUACCGUGGCUGCUUCAGAACUCCGGAGAACAUGACGGCCGCCGGGUUUGUGCGCGCCGUCAAGCGCAACCUCACCUCUCAGGCCUGCAUGGAAGUCUGCAUGGACCAGGAGUAUCCACUGGCUAUCCUCCAGAGGCCGCACUGCUUCUGUGGGUAUGCCACUCCAGUCUUCAGCCUCCAUGAGCCCGUGGGGGAGGAGCUGUGUGCCCUGGCCAACACCACCAUCCCCACGGCCACAGCCAAUCAUCUCCAUUGCCAGGUCUACCAAACGCCCGUGCAGGACUCCAGGUGCACGGAGAGGAAGUUCCUGCCAGAGAAGUCCAGUUUACUAGUUGCAUUGUCCAGCUUCCCUGGUGCGGGCAACACCUGGGUCCGGCACCUGAUUGAGCUGGCCACCGGCUACUACACUGGGAGCUACUAUUUUGACGGCACUCUUUACAACCGAGGUUUCAAGGGCGAGAAGGACUACUGGAAGAGUGGCCGCACCAUCUGUGUGAAGACCCACGAGAGCGGCAAGCGUGACAUCGAGAUGUACGACGCGUCCAUCCUGCUGAUCCGGAACCCGUACCGCUCGCUCAUGGCCGAGUUCAACCGCAAGUGCGCCGGACACCUGGGCUACGCCUCGGACCAGCACUGGAAGAGCAAAGAGUGGCCGGAGUUUGUGGGCAGCUACGCGUCGUGGUGGGCGUCCCACGUGCUGGACUGGCUGCGCUACGGGCGGCAGGUGCUGGUGGUGCACUACGAGGAGCUGCAGGACGCGCUGGUGCCCCAGCUGCGCGCCCUCGCCCACUUCCUCAACGCCAGCGUCACCGAGGAGCGGCUGCUGUGCGCCGAGAGCAACAAGGACGGCCACUUCAAGCGCUCGGGCGCCCGCCGGCCCACCUUCGACCCCUUCACGCCCGACAUGCGGCAGCUCAUCGACGGCUACAUCGGCGCCGUGGACCAGGCGCUCAGGGAGAGCAACCAGACGGGCCUGCCGCGGGACUACCUGCCCAGGUGAUCACGGGAAGCUUCUAGAAGUCUGAUCAGCGUCCCGCAGAGGACAAAACUGGCCUUUCCUGAAACCUUUCUUCUUCACCAUGACGACCAAGAGGAGACCGACUCCCUCUGUCCGCAUCAGAGGACCAGCGUGCGGCUUCACUCAUUGCAUAUUGUGGCCACGCCCUCCUGUAACGCCGCCUUUGGAGGCUUUUCCCAUCACUGCCGCUUUAGUUGAUUUUGUGUGCCACUUGUUGUUGGACGAGGGCAUGGGGCAGGGCUGGCUCUCUGGAGUAGGGCCACGUGGCAGUGCCCGCCACUUAGGAUGGUGCUGCAAGAUUUACGCAAGAUUAAACUGAGCAAACUGACUUUGAUGGAAUCACAGAUAGUGUCUUUUUUGCCAUUGUUUGAGAUGGAGCAGAAAAUUCAUUUGAAAGCCCUCUUCCCAAUCUCCUCAACUGUAAAAUCGGAGGCUUCAUCUUUUUUUUUUAUAGUUCUUACAUAAACCAACACAGUACAAUGAAAAGGCUGCCACGACUUGCUGUAUUAGUGCUGCGUGGUUGUCACUGACUCCGAUGCGCAGGCAUCACACCACCGGGAGAGCGGCGGCUCGUUACGACCUUACAGGGCUGCAGAGACGACGAGGAGACGCCCUCACGCUCACCGACUCGGCCCUGGGCGCGGGAGGAGGCUGCAGGAGCCUCGGCUGGACACUGCAGCAGCGCUCUCCCACCGUGCUGGUGACGCCCUGA